Messenger RNA from Didymella exigua CBS 183.55, 1289 nucleotides. RefSeq lists its product as uncharacterized. The transcript is spliced from 3 exons. The coding region runs from base 382 to 1263 and encodes 293 amino acids. NCBI's taxonomy places the organism in Eukaryota, Fungi, Ascomycota, Dothideomycetes, Pleosporales, Didymellaceae. The record is from RefSeq and is a predicted model, not a curated record.
GCGCUGAUUGGGAUACUGGCCGAGCCAUCCGAGUUCCAGACAGGCCCAAUGGGAGCCGAGAUGCUGAACAUGCGGCAAUGAAGCAGGUGAUCUCGGCCUUGCGAAACCGCUCUUCUGUGCUAAAUAUAUAGUCGGGCACGCAACACACACCGUCUUCUAGCAACUCGCGCGGCCACAGAUUACACUGUCGUUAUUACUAAACUCAACUCCAUCACGGACUCGUCAUGCUACGAGUUCAGUGCAGCAUCGAGAAGGUGGUGACUGUACGCAGUGACAGUCAUCCUUCCACCCCCUACUUCACCUGAUUUCUAUAGAUAUACGAGAGCGCCGCCUGUCAUUGAUUUGCAUACUUGCGCGCAUGGUCGAUUGGCCCUGUUCUUAAUGCGCUUCCUUACCUUAGAAGAGUGCUCGGAUAGCGAGUUGCACUGCGUAUAUCACGACGCUGAAAGGACGAUCACAGUUCUACAUCCUCGCACUGCUUGCUCGCUGCAAGUCUAUGCUCCCGAGGAAGACUCACACGCGCCAUUUCUGACUUUCCACACGCGUAGGCCGAAUAGCAUUCACUCGUGGUGGCUGCAGCUCCUAGACAUUGCCGGGAGCCAGCUGCUCGGUCUCGCCGCCGGAGCGGAGCGGGACGUGGGCGAAGAUGCUAAUCGUGCGCAGGCUGAGCGGCUGCAGGUUGAUAGGGAUGUGCUGAGGUGGCAUCUCAUGAACGUGCGUUCGAUUAUCCCUGCCCGUGAAGUGCUCGAUGAAGAAGAGCACCUCCAGACCAUCCAACCCCUACCCUCCCCCUGGUCCUGGCCGCGCAACACGUUCUACCGCGAAGCCCGUCGUGGCUACGCGAACCAUCUGACCGAGGCGCUUAUCGAAGAACUGGUCACCCACGGCCUGCUUCUCGCCAACGAGACGGGCAUACGGUGGAAGCAUCUCGACCAGUACGUCUUGGUGAAAAUCGAGGAGCCCGUGUUCAACCGUGCCAACCGCUCGAGGUUUGAGAGGCUUGACACGCGCGCUUUUCGGCGGGCGAGAAUUGGCCGGCCGGGCAUUAAUGGCGAGCCGAACGAGGUCGAUGAGCGGCCUGGACCGCCUAUUGUGGAGGCUGGCAGUCCGCUGGUGAGUCCCGGGGAGAAGAAGGUCAGACUGUGCUCUAAGAAGGCUUAUGUCUGUAUUGAUGGUGACCAAGCUGUAGUCAAAGAGGAGGAUAUUGAGGAUAAUGAGGGGAAGACUGUGGGAAAGGCGAGGAAAUUGCGAUGCGGAAGGUGAGGUCGAAGAUUCGGUAGGACUCUGAU